UACAAAAUGAUUCAGAAAACAAUAAGCGUUUGUGAAACGAACAGAAAAUUGUGAAAUGGCAGAAAAAUCACUUUCCGAUCAAAAUUUACCAGACACAUUCAACGAAAUUUGGAAAUUUUAUGAUUUAUUGGAGAAGACUGAAGAAUCUACUAGUUCUGAUAAAGUGCAGGGCUAUGUAUACCAUGCCUGCGAUAUGUGCAAGAAAGCCAUAAUGAUGGUAAAUAAACUAGAACUGUUCAGCAGAAACGAAGAUAUAGACGAAGUGUCUUCCGGAGAAAUAAAGUAUUUAUUGUUGCCUGGUUUGAUGGGAUAUUUUCUAAUGAAGAAUACAGUAAGAGACAGGCUGAAAGUGGUUACAGAAAGUCAGGAUUUUUACACAGACUUUUUAAAAAUGUGUCGCAGUUAUAAUGUAACAACUUUUGAAGUCCCAGAGAAGAAAGAGGCAACAAAUUCUGAUACUACUGUAGUUGUAAGGACCGCCCCUCCUAGACCUAGUCCAGCAGAUCUACGUGGAAUGUCAGGACAGAGAAAUAAUAAAAUACAAAGAUAUAAAGAACAGAAAGAGCUAGAGAAGAAGUUGCAUGAUUUAAAAGAGGUUGUGGAACAAGAUCAUGUUGAUGAUGAAGUUAAGAGAGAAUAUUACCUCACAUUAUUAAGAAGAUGGGUGAACAUUUGUAUAGAUGAGCUAGACAGUAUUGAAGGGGAAAUAGGUAUUUUAGAGCUUAUGGCUAAAAGAAAGGGAGAUAAAUCACACAGUGAACCUCCGAAAAAAGUAGAAGAUCAAAGUUCAGCACCCCUCCGUCCAUUUAUUAUAACUAAAGAUAUGAUACAGAAACAGAUAUAUGGUCUGGGAUAUCCUGGUAUACCCACCAUGACUAUAGAGGAAUUCUUUGAUAAAAAAGUUGAGGAGGGAACAUUACAUGCUCAUACAGGUGGACACAGUAUGGAAGACUGGGCGAAGGAUCCGGAUAAAGAUAAAGUAGAACAAGAGAAGGAAGAGGCUGAGAAAGAAACCCGUCUAGAGAAUGAUGAUCCUGAUGAACUCAAGAAAGCCAGAGACUGGGACGAGUAUAGGGAUGAUCAUAGAAGAGGAUGGGGUAACAGAAAGAAUCGACAUUGAGGGGACGCAUGGUCUAAGCUGUAGAAUCAACAAAUUUUACACUGUGAUAAAUAUAACAUCAUGAAAUAAUCAUAACACUUUUACAUAAAUAAAUCAUCUAACUUUUUGUUUAAGGUCACCUUAAACUAUAAAUACUAUAAUUAGAGGAUAAUUUUAUCAAACUCUCAUUUUGAAGAGAGGAAUGAUGGUGGCCUGGUGAUUAAGGAAACUGCCACACAAUGCAUGGAUGGUGGGGUUAAGCUCUGCUAGGGUCACAACAAUGUAUCCUUAGAUGAGACCCAGUACUGGUAAGUUCCAGGAAGCAGAAUCAAGAUUGGGUCAUAUAAGUUUCCAGCAAUCCCUACAAUCUUGAUAAAUCAUUAAUGUUAAAUUCUUGCCCUAGUGGAACAUAAGUGGGCUGCCAUUGCCAUUAGUAUAGAACCAGGCCAGCCUGACCAGGCUUUGUACUGUUGUAUUAUCAACUUUGAUAUUCUUAAGAUUAAUAGUCUGUUAAAAAAGGUCUGCAAGUUCAUUAGUAUAUUGUUUUGUAAUUGCAAGUGUGUGAUUGAAUUCUGCCAAAUAAUCAUGUAGUAACACUCAUGGUGAACUUGUUUUAAAUGAUAUAAAGGAUUUCAUUCAAGUGAAUUUAAUAAGUACCAGUUUUAUUGUUAGUUAUCUUCUUUUGAAGGUACCAAUAAUUUAUUUUGGAUAUGGAAAUCAGGUACAGAUCUGUUUAAACAAUCAACACAUUAUUUCUGUAUUUACAUGUGUAAAUGAAAUGUCUUACUUUUGUCAUUUGUUAUAAAUGUAAGCCAAUGCAUCAGAAUGAGAUUUUACUGUUGUAAUAAAUGUGUGUAAGAGUUA
Molecule: messenger RNA, 1963 nt
Organism: Ruditapes philippinarum (Manila clam)
Lineage: Eukaryota; Metazoa; Mollusca; Bivalvia; Venerida; Veneridae
Product: immunoglobulin-binding protein 1-like
Exons: 10
Coding region: 56-1120 (354 amino acids)
Biological process (GO): regulation of signal transduction; regulation of dephosphorylation
Cellular component (GO): cytosol
Molecular function (GO): protein phosphatase 2A binding
Source: RefSeq, a predicted model, not a curated record